This is a messenger RNA of Branchiostoma belcheri (Belcher's lancelet), 3667 nucleotides long. RefSeq names its product TNF receptor-associated factor 2-like. Gene Ontology annotation, molecular function: zinc ion binding; protein binding. The transcript is spliced from 13 exons. NCBI's taxonomy places the organism in Eukaryota, Metazoa, Chordata, Leptocardii, Amphioxiformes, Branchiostomatidae. Gene Ontology annotation, biological process: protein K63-linked ubiquitination; regulation of canonical NF-kappaB signal transduction; regulation of apoptotic process. The coding region runs from base 592 to 2322 and encodes 576 amino acids. The record is from RefSeq and is a predicted model, not a curated record.
UUUGUGAUUUCAGUAAUUUGGUGGCCUGCCAUUCAGUUUCUUUCACUGUUAGUUGUUUUCAAAUAUAACCGCCAUGGCUGCAGAAAUAACGGGUAAGUUAAUGAAGAAUGAAUAGCUGAGGCAUGGCGUUUAUCAGCGAGAAACACGGGAAUGGUGGAUAGACGACAAUCUAUGAUGAUGACGAGCUACGUUAACACAAAUGGGACCGUGACCGUGCAACUUCAUUAUACGUCACAAAAGAGCCUGCUGGUAGAGGCUACAUUGAACGGUGACCCAAUCGGCGGGGAACUCCGCGGGAAAUUUCCCAUUUUCGAUCGGCCCACUCGGACGGCGCAGCAGAGUCCUGAACAUUACAACAGUUACAACGGCUUGAGGAGGGACGGUACCGGUGUGGCACAAUGUUCAUAUGAGUUCAGGGCGUUGCGGUACUUCAGAGUUAUGUCAAGAGGAGCAGACGACGCAAGAAACUGGUCUUCGAGGAAUCAUUGCAGACCGACGCUGCAGACCAACUGUUUGAGGGGCAUAUUGGGAAGGAGUGACCUCACCUCUCGCAAAAAACUUGCGGUUUGUUAGAUAUUCUGGUAACACAAGAUGCCUGGAUAUUCACGUGAAAUCUUUGAAGUCAGGAUAGAAGACAAGUACCUGUGCUCAUCAUGCCGCCUUGUUCUCCGGGAACCCCUCCAGACAUACUGCGGACAUCGAUAUUGCAAGUCGUGCUUGGAUGAAAUCUUCAACCUUCCUAGUGUUCAGAUGUGCAAACAAUGUCCACAGGAUAUGCAGUCAGAAGACUCUGUACUAAAGAGAGAUCAGGCAUUUCCGGACAGAGCUAUCAAGCGAGACAUUGGUGAUCUGCCUGUUAAGUGUCUAAAUGCAGGUCUGUGUGAGUGGAAAGGGAAGGCGGAGCAAUUUGAUGCACACCAGGAGACCUGUGAGUUUGGCCUGAUUCCAUGCCCAAAGCAAGGCUGUGGCAAACAGGUGAUGCGUAUGGACCUUGCUGCACAUCUGGAAAAGGAGUGUGCUGUCAGACAGGUCAAGUGCAAGUACUGUGCACAAGAAAUACUGCUAAAGGAGGAAAAGGACCAUCAUGCUUUCAUAUGCCCUCAAGUUCCAGUAAAUUGUGAGUUUUGUGGGAAGAAGAAGAUACCAAGGGCUCAGAUGAAGCAGCAUCUGGAUGAAAACACUGGGGAUUGUAAAAGGCUGAAGGUUUCCUGCACUUUUGCUAAAGUCGGAUGUCCCUCAAAGCUGGAACGGGAGAAACUGAAUGACCACAUUGCCAAGCACCAUGUGGAUCACCUGAAUCACCUCCUGGACAAGCACCUGACCCUCCUGGAGGAGUUCACCGUCCUGAAACAGAGUGGGCAGGGGCAACACAUGCAGCAGGCAGUCAGCAAGAUGGAUGCAGACAUGAAGGCUCUGUUUGAUAGAAUUGCUGCCAUGGAAAACUUGGCUGCACAGCAAGGCUCAGGAGUAGGCUCAGGCUCGGGGUCAUCAGAGGUAACUAAAAUGCUUGAAAAUCGCUUGCAGCAGAUGGCUAGUAAGCAGGAAGAGAUGAGGCAUAAGUAUGUAGCUAUGGAAACUAGGGUUGCAACUUUUGAGGGCAUCGUUGCUGUCCUCAAUCGUGAGAUUGAGAAGUGUUCGGCUACCAUCGAGGCAUACGAGCGGCAGCGACGCCAGGACCGAGAGAUCAUAGAGUCCCUUGAGCGCAAGAUGAAGUCUCAAGAGCGAAUCAUCGCGCUGAAAGACGUGGCCCUCGCCGAGCAGGAUCUCCGUAUCACAUCCCUGGAGAUGACUUCCUAUGACGCCACCCUACUGUGGAAGAUCCAAGACUUCACCAGGAAGCGCCAUGAUGCCAUCACUGGUAAGACCACCUCAAUCUACUCCCCUUGCUUCUACACCAGCCGUACAGGGUACAAGAUGUGUGCUCGCAUCUACCUGAACGGAGACGGGAUGGGGAAGGGCAGUCACAUCAGCCUGUUCUUCGUCCUGAUGAGGGGACACUUCGAUGGGCUGCUCCGCUGGCCGUUCCGUCAGAAGGUGACCUUCAUGCUGCUGGAUCAGAACAACCGAGAGCACGUCAUUGACGCGUUCCGCCCUGACCCAACCAGCUCGUCCUUCAAGCGUCCAACAAGUGAUAUGAACAUCGCCAGCGGCUGUCCGCUGUUCAUGCCGCUCAGUCAGUUGGAGAGCACACGCCAUGCCUAUGUCCGCGAUGAUGCAAUCUUCCUAAAAAUCAUCGUGGACACGUCGGAUGUGGCAGCUCACAGGUGGCAGAAAUCUCACACCACCAGGCAUCUCGAUAUAGAACGAAGAAGAAAUGCGUAAAACUUGUAAGGAAAUGUUUAUUUCGUAACUGUGCAAUGCACUCUGUCAAAGAGUGUCAGCAUCAUCGUGAUGCUUUUCACCACUCCAAAGACAGCUAUGCAAAUUUAUCAACGUGGUAUAAAGAAAAUAUAGGCACUUUUAUCAUCUUGGGGAUACCUCCAUUCCCUAAUUACAGUCCAACACCAACAAAACAUAAAUUAUGCGUUACACUUUUAGCAGAAUAUAGCUGUGUAAGGCAACAUAUUACAUCAAGCGGCAAUGUUUACUCAAUUAAAGAGCUGUAUGAAUUGCAAUGUAUGUUCAUAAGAUGACAUUAGAGUCCGUAAAGUAACAGUAUAGCAUGGAUAGAACAGUAUCUUGCAUGUUAUACUGUUCCUUUAAGGACUUUCUUCUUAUGGACACACAAGCUACAUUGUAUUUUUUGUUGAGUUUGCAUUUUAGUUUGACGAAAUCUGUUGCUUUGCAUUGGCACAUUCUGCUGCCAGACCAGGUUUCAUUCUUGUUAAACAGAUUUUUUUGGAAGUGCUUCAAAAGAAGUUGUUAAACUAAGAAUGGCAUUGGCCUGGAUAGAUGGUACUAUGUGAGGUGCGUCCCCGUCGCGGUACCGGUAAUAUCCUGCCGUUCUGAUAGGGCUUGACUAUCCGCCAUCUUUCCUUUCCAGUAAUGACCAAAGUCAUCCAAAGUAGUACCUUCCUAGGCUAUUAACUGUAACAGCCAUGAAGUUAAACUCACUUAAACCCUUAUUCAAACUUUAGUAGGAAAAUUGUGAGGUGAAGAGACAAAAUGUAAAGAGACAAAAAUCCCUCUCCUUUCUCCAAGACCUGUAGGAUGGUCAGCAUAGCGGAACCUCACCAACUUUAAUGUCUAACAGUAGUAGGAAAGAAACACCCCUACUCCUAAGUGUGGGGUCAUGUGGUGUAACCGUAGUGUUCGGCUCAGACCCAAGAGGUUCCGGGUUCGAAUCCUGCCCAAUGCCACCGAUCUUGUGCCCUUGGGAAAGGCACUUUACACAAAUUUCCUCACUUCACUCAGGUGUAAAUGAGUACCUAGCUUCUGUUAGGGACGUCCCUCGGAUAGGACGUUAAAUAGAGGUCCCGUGUUUGGGAGAGCCACACCCUACGCACGUUAAAGAACCCACCGCACUUAUUGACAAAGGUAUGGGACCAUCCUGGUGUGAGUGGUUCAACCCUUACAGUCCUGGGGUCGUAUUGAGGUAACCCGAGUUAGCGCCGAAUGGCAGCCGCUCCAGACCCUUGCGAUUAAGCCCCAAUACAUGUAAUUGUAAGCUACUCACAAUUCAGCCCUUGGCUGGGAAAAGAGAGUAGCUGGCCCACCCAAUACAGUA